Molecule: messenger RNA, 534 nt
Organism: Strongyloides ratti
Lineage: Eukaryota; Metazoa; Nematoda; Chromadorea; Rhabditida; Strongyloididae
Product: Gamma-glutamylcyclotransferase
Exons: 2
Coding region: 1-534 (177 amino acids)
Molecular function (GO): gamma-glutamylcyclotransferase activity
Source: RefSeq, a predicted model, not a curated record
AUGACUGGUACUGAAGAUAAGGCUGUAAAUGGAGAUAUCUUUUAUUAUUUUGCAUAUGGUUCAAAUAUGCUUGAUGAACGUAUGAAACUUAUGAAUAAGACAGCAAAAUAUUUUGGUAAUGGUGAAGUUUUAGGAUACAAGUUGGCAUUUUAUGAUCAUAGUGAUACAUGGCACGGUGCUACUGCUUCAAUUGAAGAAAAUCCUGAUUCAAUUAUUUAUGGAUGCAUUUAUAGUGUUUCCAGAGAAGAAGAAGCAAUUUUAGAUCAACAAGAAAAAGGUUAUCAUCGUAUAACUAUUCCUGUUAGAAAUAUCAAGACAAAACAAGUUCUUUAUUGCCGUUCCUAUCAAAUUUCUAAUCCAAAUAAAAAAGAAAAUCUUCCAAGUUCAGCAUAUAAAAUUGUCUUUACUACUGGAGCUAUUAUGCACAAAUUACCAGAAAAAUAUUUAGAAUAUCUUUUAGAUAUCAAGGAUAAUGGUGAAUUGGACAAAAUUAAUGUUCCACUCAAAUGUUUAAUCGAUAUACAACUUCCAUAA